Molecule: messenger RNA, 2787 nt
Organism: Debaryomyces hansenii CBS767
Lineage: Eukaryota; Fungi; Ascomycota; Pichiomycetes; Serinales; Debaryomycetaceae
Exons: 1
Coding region: 1-2787 (928 amino acids)
Source: RefSeq, a predicted model, not a curated record
AUGAUUUACAGCCAAUCAAUCAGUAUCUAUUCACAAAUUUUCAAUACACAAUUGGCCAAAGAUGAUAAAUUCUUUAUUGCACUUUACACGGUGCCUGUCCAUACUAAUGCUUUAUUAUCGCAGUUGCAAGCUAAUUGUCAAACGGUGGGGUCUUCUAACAUAUCCGGCAAUAACGUUAAUGUGUUGCAAGUGAUGUUUUUGCAUGGUGUGAAACUAUUAUCGGAUGCCAUGUGUUAUCCAGAGGAAGAGACCGAAAGUGUCAUUCCCCCAGAUACCAAGGAUUCGCUAGGUUUGAAAAGGGACUCUGAGUCUAUUUUGAGUGGUGUUUCUCCUCGUCCUGAAUCGGUGCAUUCGGAGUUUGACCAAGGUGGUGAGGAUAUCACGUCUUUAAGCGGAAAAGUACUGAAUAGUUCGAAUCUGCAUUUCUUAAGUGAGUACAGCGAGGGGGAUGAUAUUACUACGCUAAACGGAAAAAACAGCAGUAGAAGAGGAAGUAAUAUAAGCGAUUCGUCUAAUCAGAAGCCAAGUCUUCCAAAAAUCAAUAGUCAGCCUAUUUCAUUAAAUUCGGGAAAAAAUGCCUUUGAGCAUAUUGAUGAAGGUUUGAGGAUUGAAGUGAUAUGUAACAUAUUGAAGACGCUCUCAGCCUGGUUCAAGAACAUAAAUGCAACAAACAAAACAUUACGUAAAUCGAAGAAUAGUCUUGGUGUAUUGCAAGAUGUUGAUUUUUUAACUACGCUAUUUCAGUUGACCAAUAGUAAUUCUUCCUCCAGUCUUGAUGAAACUCACUUGCAUAAACUAUUAAAGAUAUGCGCAUGGUACCUAAAUUAUGCCAUGGCUUACGUGGAAGACAACCCGGCCUUGCCUGAGUACAAAAAUUUGGGUAUUGUAAAAGAAAUCAUUUUUCUUUUAACAGACACAUUGAAAAGCAUAUUUGCGUCAUUAUUAUAUCAUAAAGAUUCCAGUAUGGAAUCAGCAAUAACAGAAAGUCUUCUUUUCACAUUUUUCAAAGUUGACUUCUGUAAAGUACUCGAUAAAUUGCUAAUUAUCACAACACCAAAAUUGGUUGGAACAGAACUGGAAAACGAAACGCAAUACAAACUUCCAGAUAUUGCUUUAUCAUCUGAAACGCUAAUGAAGUUGUACAACUUCAUUGGAGCAUUAGUAAAUGUUCCAUCGCGAUAUUUACCAGUCCCUACCACUUCGCUUUCAGGUGAGAUCACCAUCAUGAAUAAAGAAUCGCUGAAUAUUUAUGAACAUUACUUUUGCGACUUAAAAGAAUUCAAUGAAGUUACUUUCAAUCAGGAAAUUAAUCUGCGCUUCUUGCCACAUUACGCCAUUGAUUUCAAUUUCUACUAUAAUUUUAAGCCUGAUUUAUUGAUGAAUCAAAUUAAAAGUGGAUCUUUCAUGAACUGGAUUACUGGCAAUAGAUUUAAUGAUAACUUUUACUUGAAUUACGAUACAUGUGCAACUGUUACUAGUUUGUCAGCGAAUUAUCAAUUUUUCAAUCUAGCGGAAACUUCUGAAAAAUACUCGUUCAUAGAUGAACUUCAAUCAAUUGAAAAACGAAGACUGAGUCAACUAAACCAAAAUAAAGGUGAUGAUGAAGAUUAUAUUAUUGACAUUUAUGAAUUAUUACCCAUGUCACUAAUGCUAUUUUCAUACAUUAAGAACCCUACUUUUUUGGAGCAAUUUACAAAUCAGGUUCAUAAACUUGAACAUAGAAUUGAAGAUAUUACACCGAGCGAUAAUGCAUAUGUUGAAAUUUAUGAAAUAUGGUUAUGUGUAUUAUCUUACACGUUCCAAUAUCAACACAAAUCAAUUCUAUUACAAGCAAAUACGCAAAUUUCGUUGCUAGUUUUAUUAGAACUAACAUCGCAUCACAAAAUGAUUAAUAAUAGAGAGGAGCCGCAUCUAGUCCUUGACAACAUUAAGAACUACCAAAUAAAUGAGUUCAAAUGGAAGCUUUGUCAUCAGAGAUUGCCGAUAGUUCCAACUAAUAUUGGUAAAGAAGGAUUUAAAUCAAGUUUGUUUUAUAUUCUAGACACAUUGCAAAUAUUUAUUAGAUUCAACCUUACGAAAAGAAUUAACUUAUUCAAUUUUAAAUUAGUCAAUGCUAUAAUUUAUCAAAUCAUACAAGAGUUCAAUAACACACAAUCAGAAACAUUGGCCAUUGAUAGUUAUCCAUGGGGUGAAUUCUUUAAGUCUUUAACAAAUCUAUUGUUAUUUAUAAAGAAACAUGAUCUAGUGGCCACAAAACAUAUUACCGAUUUGGGGAAUGUCAACAAAUUGAAAUCAUUAGUAGAAGAAAUCUUGAUAAUAAUUGAUCUUUUGCUAAAUGAAAAAUUCUGUAAUAUAAUACAGAUGACUAAUGAUGUGCAGAGUUCGGGGAGCCAUAUUUUAAAAUCUAUCAAUUAUGAGUUACUCUAUAUUAUAUUAUUAAACUACCAACUAGUUGAUAAUUUGAUGAAGGAUUUUUCUUUGGAAAAUGCACAUCAUUUACCUAAUUUACGAAAUUGCAUGGACUUCUUGGAUAGUAAAUUUCAUUUAACUGAAGAAUCGAAACAAAACGAAGAAAACAAAUCUAAAAUAGACUUGAUUGACUUCGACUACGAUUCUCCAGUUCUAAUCAAAGAAUUAUCAGAAUACGCGAAGCACCCAGCUACUGAAAAUAUCGACUCUCAAGUAGUAUACAAAUAUAAAGAUACAUUCAAGUGUAUCAACGCGUCAGAUGUCAUGAGUGAUUCACAAAAGUUGAAAAUAAUUAACAUAGCACUUGAAGUUUACUAG